Molecule: messenger RNA, 1342 nt
Organism: Morus notabilis
Lineage: Eukaryota; Viridiplantae; Streptophyta; Magnoliopsida; Rosales; Moraceae
Product: chloroplast envelope quinone oxidoreductase homolog
Exons: 4
Coding region: 188-1180 (330 amino acids)
Molecular function (GO): oxidoreductase activity
Source: RefSeq, a predicted model, not a curated record
UUUUGCACGGGAAAUAGAGGUGCAUCAAAUCAGUGUCGUUUGAUGUAUAUUUUGAUAUUUGAGAAUCAAAUUUUUGAAAUUGACAACGAUCCACGUAAUGCUCCAAUAUCAAUAGGCUUAUCUUCUCUGGAGCCUGGCCACUCUGUGAACCUUUUCCCAAUUCGCUGUUAUCUUGUGGUCUGUGGAUAUGGCGGAAAAGCUUAUGCAUGCCGUUCAGUACAGUGGUUAUGGAGGAGGAGCUUCUGACUUGAAGCAUGUUGAAGUUCCAAUUCCUGUUCCAAACAAAGACGAAGUAUUGCUGAAAGUUGAAGCAACUAGUAUGAAUCCAUUUGAUUGGAAAGUUCAGAAAGGCAUGCUUCGGCCACUUUUGCCUCGCAAGUUUCCUCAUAUACCUUGUGGUGAUGUGGCAGGAGAGGUUGUAGAGGUUGGAUCAAGUGUUAAAGACUUCAAAGCUGGUGACAAAGUUGUGACUCUUCUUUACCCUCGUAGUGGAGGUGGACUUGCUCAAUUUGUUACGUCCAAGGAAAAUAUGACUGUGAUAAGGCCACUGGAAGUUUCAGCAGCCGAUGCUGCAAGUUUGCCUGUAGCCGCUCUAACAGCUCUCCAGGCCCUCACUCAAGCCGCGGGGUUGAAGCUCGAUGGAAGCAGCAGCCAUCAAAUGAACAUUUUGGUCACUGCAGCCUCAGGUGGUGUUGGUCACUAUGCAGUUCAGCUAACAAAGCUCGGGAACGCGCACGUGACAGCCACGUGUGGAGCACGUAACCUCGAACUCGUCAAGAGCUUAGGCGCGGACGAGGUUGUCGACUACAAGACUCCAGAAGGGGCGGCUCUAAAGAGCCCGUCUGGUAGGAAAUAUGACGCAGUGAUCCACUGCGCAACAGGCAUUCCUUGGUCGACUUUUGAGCCUAAUUUGAGCUCAAAUGGAAAGGUGAUAGACAUUUCACCUAGUUUCAGUGCCUUUACCACUUUUGCUUUGCAAAAGCUUACAUUUUCGAAGAAGCAGCUGGUGCCAUUGUUCUUGAGCCCCAAACGUGAAAACUUGGAUUAUCUUGUUAAGUUGGCCAGAGAUGGAAAGCUCAAGACAGUGAUCGACUCAAAGCAUCCACUGAGAAAGGCUGAAGAUGCUUGGGCCAAGAGUAUUGACGGCCAUGCUACCGGGAAGAUCAUUGUUGAGCCUUAGCUAAAUGGUGAACAUUAUAUCUUAAAAUUUGCAAACUAUGUACUUGAAAUGAAUUAGCUUGUAUUGACUGUAUACAAGUGUACCAUAAAUAAGGCUUAAGGUGUUUUAAAAGCGUGUGAUUUUGUGCUGUUAUUAUUAUAUAGUGUGCAUAAUUGUCUUAUA